UCCCAUGCGGUGAACGGUGAACCUCAACGAUCGUCGUUGACUGAUUGGGAUCGUACAAUUUCGUACUGCCGGUGCGAAUCCCUCGGAGAAAUCUCGCGUGCAACAAUUAUGCGACGGUAUCGCGAGGGAUAAAGGGAUACCGGAAAAGUGAGAGCUUUCGGGGCCGUCACAUUCCGUCAAAAACAGGGUGACAGGAGAUAAGAGAAAAGAGCUCGUAGAAAAUCUCCAAGGGACGGGAUAUGAUACCAGGAGAUAUUCAAAUUUCUAAGGAUCCUUCUUCGUCGAUAUAGCACGAUGCACGAUGCAUUCGCGAACACUUGACCGGCGUGGGUGCUACUGGUUUCCUCCUCCGCUUUGAGACCGAGGUCAGGUGUGGGAGGGUGCAAGGGUUGGCAACACGUUCGAGACUGACACAUUACACAUUAGAGGAUGCCGAAAUUAUUUCAAAACCUGCUCAUCUUAGGAUUGGUAAUGACGUCAUGUCUCGACGCGAUAGAAGACAAUGUCACAACAACGACAACGAGAACGUCCACGUUAACAGCAACAUCAGCCAAUACGUCCACGAUCGAGGAAAAUACAUCUUCGUCAUCUUCGGCGACUGUGAUAACGCAAGAUGAUGGCAUCCCGAAAAAUCUAUCCCACGCAUCUCCGUUACUAUCGCCAUCGCCAUCACCAUCGCCAUCGCCGUCGCCGUCGCCGACGCCGUCAUCAUCGUCGUCGCCUUCCCCUGACACUGUGUGGGAGUGCCCCAAUAUCACAAAAGCAGGCGUAGAGUGUUCCUGCGACUUUCCACACACGCUCAGAUGCACUGGCGAUAGAACGGCAUUACAAACCAUCAACGAGCAUUUGAAGCACAGUCGACCGGACGCAAUAUCAUUGCUGGACGUGACUGUGACAGGGAUUUCCGUGUUGCCGGCACGUUUCCUUGAGGAUAUAGCACUUCAUGGCUUAGUCGUAUCCACCGGCGAGCUGCGACACGUCCACGAGGACGCCUUUGCCGCACUAACGCGACCAUUACAAGCGCUAGGACUGCCUAGCAAUCUCCUGGACACAGUUCCCACGAUCGCACUAUCACAUCUAAUCGGUCUGGAUCGAUUAGAUUUAUCUCAUAAUAAAUUGAAAACGUUAGAGGCGGAUUCGUUCAAGGGAUUGUCAAGUUUGACUUAUCUGGAUUUGUGCGAUAAUUUGCUGUCACAGUUAUCGCCGCAGGUUUUCCUGACAUUGCCAAUGUUACGUUCGUUAAGAAUGCGAGGAAAUCGCCUAAGCGUUUCCGCCUUAUCGGCGCUGAGAGGUCUAAAACGUUUGGAAGAGCUGGACCUGUCGAACAAUCUGCUGUUAGGUCCAAUGGGUCCUAAUUUAUUGCCGCAAAUGCCCAAAUUACAUUUCCUCACAGUUUCAGAGAAUGGUCUUGUCAACGUUCAACAGGGGGCUCUUAUGGGUCUUAAAAAUCUUACUUAUUUGAGCUUGAGUCACAAUCAGAUCGACGUGCUAGAGGAUCAUUCGUUUAAGUACCUGACAACCUUGACGCGUUUGGACCUGGCAAACAAUCGCAUCGUCGCCGUCUCCAGCGCUUCCUUGGCUCAUCUAGAAAAAUUAAUUAGUUUAGAUCUAACGCACAACUUUCUGCGAGCGUUGACGGCCGAUCUGGUAGUGCCACUAAAGAGUUUGCAGGAUCUUCGGUUGGACGACAACGACAUCACAAUCGUGGCAAGCGACGUGCUAACAUCAAAACUGCGUCUCAAGAGGCUCUCUCUCGCAGAUAAUCCCUUAAAUUGCGACUGCACCCUGUUGGAGUUCGCUAAUUGGCUGGCAAAUUCCAGCCUGACAGAGGAGGACAAGUCAUCGGCAGUGUGCGCGACACCACCAGCUUUGGAGAACGGUAUCCUAACGCAGGUGCCGCCAGGCAGUCUGCUCUGCGGUGAACCCACGCCGCCGGCAGGUGCGCAACUAAGUCUUAAAGAAUUCCAUUACGACGAAUCAACCGGUAUCAAUUUGUUAUGGCAUGUGGAACAGUGCGCUGAACGUUACACCUGCGAUUCGCUUAUCGUCUAUGAAACUGUCGGCGACAGCGAGAUUCAAACGGAGUCCAGUCCGUUGCAUUGUGACUCCCAGAUGAUGCGAGAUCCCUGCACCCUUCCCGUCGCCAUACCAGCUUCUCUGCAUUUACAAUUAGGUCACAAGUACCGUUAUUGCGUAGUCUUAUUGGUACCCACUGCCUACGAUGAUGUGUCACUUGGUCUCGGCUGCAGUGACGUUAUCGUCUUGGAAAGGACGACCCAGCAGGAGGUAACGACGGAAGAGUAUCAGUAUACGAAAGAAGAGGACAUUUAUUCUCUGACAUCCACGCAAACAUCUCUUGAUGCUUAUUUGCGAAUCACCGGUAUUCAUGUAAAUGUAUCUGAUAAGGGUUAUCUACAUAUCAAUGCAGUUCUGUCCAAAGCGAAAAAUACAACUUCAUUAUCAGUCUGUCAACUAUCCGUCAUCGUGUUCGACGAGGUCUCCGUAGUGCAUCGACAGAGGUUGAAUUGCAGCGCCACGUUUGUCCCCGACAUCGAGAUAUCAUUGCCCGGCUAUUACAGAGUGUGCGCUAGUCUGGACGAACCUACCGAUAUUGUCGUUAUGUCCAGCAAUUUGGUGGAUGACCACGAGAGAUUCCGUUGCGUCGAGCUACUCGAGCAGGGUUACAGCAGACAGAACAUAGAGGUGUUGAUCGUCAUGGCCGUGGUCGCUGCCACUGGCAUUCUCCUCAUCACCCUUGCCGUGCUUGGUAGGAAUCUUGCAAGGCGUUUGCGACAUCCAAGGAUACAAGCGCAAUGCUUCUUGCCGGCCCAAGAGUUUGAGAUCACCCACAAAGCGCAUUAUAUCAAACUCUUGGCAACGACGAAAGUUUAACGAGAAGGAUAUCGUUUGAUCGAUGAAUAUCGCUUUCGAAAUCAAAAUUCUGAAUUUAUAAGAAUUGAAAAAUGAAGAUA
Messenger RNA from Pogonomyrmex barbatus (red harvester ant), 2972 nucleotides. RefSeq names its product Leucine-rich tendon-specific protein (gene Lrt). Gene Ontology annotation, molecular function: protein binding. NCBI's taxonomy places the organism in Eukaryota, Metazoa, Arthropoda, Insecta, Hymenoptera, Formicidae. The record is from RefSeq and is a predicted model, not a curated record. Gene Ontology annotation, cellular component: plasma membrane.